This is a messenger RNA of Vicia faba (fava bean), 429 nucleotides long. The record is from the annotation of a GenBank genome assembly. Lineage: Eukaryota; Viridiplantae; Streptophyta; Magnoliopsida; Fabales; Fabaceae.
AUGGUGUUGGGGGAUUGUGGUUUGUAUAGGGCGAUGAGGUUGGACCUGAGCCUUCACACGGUGUUUUUAUCCCUCCAAGAUAGGUUGUUGGCGCACGGUUUGGAGUCGGCCGAGAAGAAUAAGGUGGUUUGGACUAAGGCUCUGGAUGGUUUGAUGAAGUUUUGGUUUAAUUCAAAUACUCAAAAGCCAAAAUCUGUUGAUAACAAUCUGCAGGAAAUUGAGCUGCAAAACCAUAACAACUACCUACGAGCAAAGAUAGCUGAACAUGAAAGAGCUCAACAACAGCAACAAAACUUGAUGCCAGAAACAAUGUGUGAUCAGUCUUUACCUUCACAGACCUAUGACAGAAACUUCUUUCCCGUAAAUCUUCUUGGAUCAGAUCAGCAUGAGUAUUCCCGUCAAGACCAAACUGCUCUUCAGCUUGUGUGA